CUCGGCGUCAUUCGCAGCUGACAUGCAGAGCUGUAUGGUUUCUCCUUCAAAGUACGUCACUUUUCUCACCUAGUUUAUUGUGGAAAAAUUUCAAAAACAUUGUGUGACUAAAUGUAUUUCAAAUUUUAUCAUUGAAAUAUACUCGUUGCUGAAGAAAAUAUUCGGUUCCAAUCAGUUUGUCAAACAGAUGAAACUAAAGCAACAAACCAAACUAUACUUCAACCCCACUUAACCCAAGUCUGAUCUAACAAUUUGCAUCUGUCCAAAAUACAAGAGUGCACCAUGUCUCUGCAAAACAACAAGAAAAAAGUGACUCAAAAUGAUUUGCGACGAGUAAUGAAUGAGCACAAGAAGAAGUUGACCACGGUAACGAGGAUUGAAUCACCAAUAGCCAAAUAUACAGAUUCUGGUCAGCUAAUCUGCAUUCUCUGCAAGAGCAUUGUACGCAACGAAACGGUGUGGAACGUUCAUCUUAAUUCAAAAACGCACAAGGAAAACAUAGCAUUGGCCAAAAAAUCUCAUACUCGAGCUGCAGCCCCUCCAGCAGUUGCUGUGCGUAGCUUUAAGCGAUCUUCCUCUUCGGGAGAUGGAGAUUCCUCGAACAAAAAAUUCAAAAGCAUUCUGAAAAAUGGCUCCUCCUUACAAUCUGCACUGCCAGAUGAUUUUUUUGACAAUACUACUGCCACUUCAAAUAAUAUGAGGUCCACACCCAAGCCUGAUGUAUCGAAACAAGAAGCAUCAGUUGAACUAGAAAUAAAUGAGGAUGUUAAAAUGAAGGAUACAGAAGAAGAAAAAGACCCAAGCGUUGCUCCUCUACCAGAGGGGUUUUUUGAUGACCCUAUAAUGGAUGCUAAGGUCCGAAAUGUUGAGUACAAAGACCCUAUCGAAGAAGAGUGGGAAAAGUUCCAAAAGGAGAUCAAAGAAGAGGCUGCACAGUCGGCGCAAAUCAUAGCUGACGACCAGGAGGAAGCAACAACCGAGAGACAGCUUGACGAAAUUGAAGAACAGAUGAGACACUGGUCCAGAGUUCUGGAGUUAGAGAGACGCAAGGAGCAGGUCCAGGAACAAGUAGAAAGAAAAAGUAUAACCGUAGAGGAGGAUGUAUCAAGUGGUGACGAAGCAGAGUUUAACGAGUUCUUGGAUUGGCGAGCCAAGAAAUCCUACAAAUAAAUCUGUAAAGCAAAUCUCUGUAUUAGGUACUAAUUCUAUUUGUAAAUAACAUUUUUCAAUUAUUUUAUUAAGCUCGAAUGUUCAUUUCACACUUGUAUAUAUACAAUACUUGUAUUGUUGUACAAUACUUGUAUAUAUAUCGAAUAUUACGACAAAUUAAAAAAAGUUUCAUAACCAA
This is a messenger RNA of Athalia rosae (coleseed sawfly), 1348 nucleotides long. RefSeq names its product zinc finger protein 830. Gene Ontology annotation, cellular component: nucleus; spliceosomal complex. The transcript has 4 exons. Gene Ontology annotation, molecular function: zinc ion binding; nucleic acid binding. The record is from RefSeq and is a predicted model, not a curated record. Gene Ontology annotation, biological process: mitotic DNA damage checkpoint signaling; nuclear DNA replication; mitotic DNA replication checkpoint signaling. The coding region runs from base 283 to 1170 and encodes 295 amino acids. Lineage: Eukaryota; Metazoa; Arthropoda; Insecta; Hymenoptera; Athaliidae.